Fraxinus pennsylvanica is the source of this 2349-nucleotide messenger RNA. NCBI's taxonomy places the organism in Eukaryota, Viridiplantae, Streptophyta, Magnoliopsida, Lamiales, Oleaceae. The record is from the annotation of a GenBank genome assembly.
AUGAAUCUUUGCUAUUCUAUUUCAAGGAAUCCUGAUGUGGUGUCACGUGCCUCAAUCUUCCCAUUCACAUUCUUCUCAAUUUAUGAUGCUCGCACAAAACUUCAAACCAGAUUGAGGUUGAGAUUGGAAUGCAAUUCAAAGCCCAUUAGAGUGGAAUUGAGUUCCGAAGGCAGUAAUACCAACGUUAUUAACGCAAAUGAUAGUUUAGAGGAAUUUGAUAAGAGUAAUAAUAGUAUAUGGGAAGAAUCUGAGUACGUGGAGGUGAUUGGAAUAGGAAGUCGAACAGAUGCAGCGCUUGACUUCUGCUCUGGGUCCCUCAUUCUUUCCCCUACUUUGAGAUUUUGGAAUAUUAUUAAAAAAGAUUCAAUGAAGGUGCUAUUGAAACAAAGGUUCAGUACACAAGAUAAUACUCCAAGAACUGUGGAAGCUCCAUCGACACCAAUGUCAUGUCAUAAAGCAGUUAUACUUGUUGCCAGUGCAGCUUAUGGCUCAGAUCACAUUACAGCACUUGAUAUUCUUCGCAAUAUUAAGUCAGUAAAUGGAUUUGUGGUUGGUGUUAUUUUGAAGCCAUUCAGAUUUGAAGGACAAAGGCGUCAAUACGAGGUGAAGGAUUUGGAGGACAAAUUUCAAAAGCUUGCAAACUUGUGUAUUGUUGUUGACACAGAUACUCUUCUGGAAAAUGAUCUGGUAACUCUGGACGAGGCUCUGAAGACCUAUAAUAAAGCUGUUCUGAUGGCUGUGAAUGCCAUUUCUGUUCUUGUAUCUGAGAAACACGUAAAGCUUCUAAAUGAAACACAAAAUGAUACCGAAGAACUUAAACUUCCGGAGUUCAGAAAAAUUGUGGAUAGAUUUAAAGAAGCAAGAAUUGGAUUUGGAGCUGCUUAUAAUGUCAGAAGUUCAAUCCUGCAGGCUAUAUAUGACUGCCCUUUCCUGGGUGUGGACCUUAAGGACACUAAUGGUGUAAUACUAUGCAUCUUUGCAAGCUCAGGCAUUGUUGAAUGCAGUAAUGUGCAUAUUCUUUUGCAUAAUUUUCGACUAACUACGCAAUACCAGGGAAAGAUAAUUAUAUCUAUAGUUCAUGAACCCAGUCUAGAGCCUGAUAUAAUUCUGACAACAGUAAUUGCAUUCGGUUACUUCAGACAGCAGUUGGCUCGGAAAAAUGGCAUAUUCUUUAACUUGGCCCAACAUUUCCCUUUCAUAUUCAAUAUCUUCAAGAAGCAAUAUCCACAACCUUUCAGCACUGAGCGUCCACAUUCUUCUGAGGUGACAAACUCACCUGGCAUUGGUGAAAUGUCUGAUAUAAAUUCCUUGAAUGGCAAAACUGAAGAUGCAGACAUUUACUUCAAAGAAAUCCAAACACUAUUGAGCAACAACGGUGAAGAAAUCAGUUCUCUAAGUAUUGGUUCUGGUGAAAGCGAGGUAGCAUUUUCAGAGGCUGAUUCCUAUUCUUCCACUCAUGCCUUCAAUUCUGCAGGAGUACCUAUGUUUAAGAGGGAUCUUCUUAGUAGAGGAAAUUUGUGGUCAGGUCAUCCAAGUGAAUGUGCCAAACAAGCAGCUAACUUUUCAGAGGAAACUAUGUUGGUUGACAAUGUGUGCAUCCAGAAACUUCCUGUUGGUGUGAAACAUUUUGAACAGUCGGAAGACAGUCUUCUUGCCUCAAACAUUAUACAGGAAGGGGAGAGAGUUGAUGACAGUAAAAAGACACAGCCUCGUGCCUUGACAAGUGUGUCUUGGAAUAGAUUUUCAGAUGCUGGUUUCCCUACAGGAUCAGAUUACAACAAUAAUGCAUCUGUAAUUGAAAAAGGAAAUUCCAUCAGCAAUUCUAAGAAGCAGGGGGUUCUUUCUGUUCGUGCUGCAUCUAUGCUGGAAGCAGAACGAGAUUCAGAAAAAAAUUGGAGUCCCAUAGUGGAAAUUAAGUAUUGGGGAGGGAUAUAUAGGGGGCGUAUCCAAGGAGGACUUCCUGAAGGAAAGGGUCGUUUGUUGCUUUGCGACGGAAACAUCUAUGAUGGAAUGUGGCGCUAUGGGAAGAGAUCAGGUCUAGGUACAUUCUGCUUCAAUAAUGGAGAUGUUUUCCAGGGAUCAUGGAGGGAUGAUGUAAUGCAUGGCAAGGGUUGGUUUUACUUUCAUACUGGGGAUAGAUGGUUCAUAAACUUUUGGAAGGGAAAGGCAAAUGGAGAAGGUCGCUUCUAUUCAAAGCUUGGUGAUGUGUUUUUUGGUCACUUUAAAGACGGAUGGCGGCAUGGUGACUUUCUUUGUAUCAAUGUUGAUGGGACAAGGUUUCAUGAGGUAUGGGAUGAAGGUGUACUUGUAAGCCAUAAGAAAGUGGAUUCCGAUGCUGGAGCUGGUUGA